Molecule: messenger RNA, 972 nt
Organism: Venturia canescens
Lineage: Eukaryota; Metazoa; Arthropoda; Insecta; Hymenoptera; Ichneumonidae
Exons: 5
Coding region: 166-885 (239 amino acids)
Source: RefSeq, a predicted model, not a curated record
GUUACGGACGUCCAAUCGAGCGAAUAAAGUUAAAAUUAUUUGACUCUAUUCCAGGCGUUGUCAACGUGAAAUCAUGACGAAACGAUUGCGAAGACGGAAGAGACGCAGGCUGGGCGAUUGCAAAGGGCACUCGAAACCGAAAUCGUCCAAGUGUGUUUGUCGCGAAUGCACGUGAGUUUGAUUUUAUUUCGAAAAAUUGUUUGGAUGAGAAAAACUCUUUGGAUGAGAACUUGGAAAGAUCGUUGCAGAAAGAGCAUCCGGUACGUCAAGAAAGAGCGUGUGAUCGAGCCAGACUUUUUGGCAAAUUUAGCCUACAAUCAACGGGUUUCGAGAAACAAUGAGACUUCGAUCGAUGGAUAUAACGAGCCAGUUGGGGAAAUUACGUUGAGUCCGGGUGAAACAUGGUGGAACAAAGUGGUCAACCAACGCUCGAACAUGCCACCAUUGAAUUGUGCUCCGCUAUCGAAGCCCACGAAAUCCGAGUGCUCUUCCGCGACUUCCGGUUUUCGUUCAGCCACGCCCGACAUCUUCAGUGACGCCGUAGAACCGUCGCGAAGCGUUACUCCGCUUUCCGUUAAUACAGAGAACUCGCGCUCCGACGCCACGAACGCUAUUCCACGGGUGACCGAAGGCUCUGAAUCGGGUUCGAAGACGCUGCGGUCCCUCGUCAACAUACAAUCAAAGAUCGAAACUCGAAUGACAACGAGAAGCAAAUCGAACAAUGUGGGGGAAAGACCGAAAAAAAAGGAAGCACCAGCCUCGACGAUAAUUAGCAGACGUAAAAAGAUGGGGAAAAAGAAAAAAAUCACAAGAUCAACGAGCCACGGGAGCGAUUGUUUCAGCACUUGUGCAAAAUGUUCGCGUAUUUUGUCGAAAGCUGUUUAAAAACAAUUUUCAACAUUUUUUAAAUUGACAAUUGCGUUUAUAUUUAUAUUUAUAUUUAUAUCGUCGUUUUUAUGAAUGUAUCGUCGA